AGAAUAGUAGCAGUCGACCGUUGAGUGUUAACGGCGCGCCGUUGCUCCGCUCUUUUGUUUUAUUUUCUCCUCGAGCAUAAUUAUACUUGAUUAAAUAAGUUUGUUGCGUAACCAUCCACUGCUCCACAAUUCCGAUCGUCUCGACAAUUUUACGUACUGAUAAAGGUGCUGUAUCUAGAUUAGUGUAAAAAUUAGAUGAACAUGGUGUACGUGAUCAUCUUGUCGGUGAUAGCCGGCGCUUUGGGCGUUUAUUACUUCCUCUUCAAGGAUCUGAACUACUUCAAGAAACAUAACAUCCCGCAUAUUAGACCAUUGCCUUUGGUAGGCAACUUGGGACCAAUGAUUUUUCGAACACAAACUGCGGCUGCGCUCAUGAAAGACCUGUACGACGUGCAUCCCGAGGCCAAAUAUACCGGAAUGUAUGAAUUUACCAAGCCGCUACUGAUGCCGCGUGACCCUGAACUCAUUAAAUCCAUUGCGCUGAAGAACUUCGAAAUGUUUCCCAAUCAUCGCAGCCUGGUCGCGGAGGAUCAAGAUCCAUUGUUUUCCAACAAUCUGUUCUCCCUGCAAGAUGAUAGGUGGCGAGAGACACGAGCUGUGAUGAGUCCGGCCUUCACGUCCAGCAAAAUGAAAGGUAUGUUCAAGCUAAUGUCGGACUGUGCCACCAACUUCGGCAAAUUUGUGGAGGAAUUGCCGCCGGACCAGAGGGUGAUGGAGAUGAAGGAUAUUUUCACGAAGUACACCAACGAUGUGAUUGCCACCUGUGCCUUUGGAAUCAGCGUCGAUUCCAUGCGUAACCCGAAAAAUAUCUUCUAUGUGUACGGCAAAAAGGCUACUACUUUCGACAGUUUCGCCACUUUCCUGAAGUUUUACAUAUUCAGGAGCCUGCCGUGGCUGGUGAAAAUAAUCAAACUAAGGUUGAUUCGCACGGAGAUCGCGGAAUUUUUCCAGAACCUCGUGGAAACCACCAUCAAGACAAGGGAAGAACAGGGUAUCGUUCGGCCGGACAUAUUGCAGUUGAUGAUGGAAAGUAGAGGGAAGAAAGAAGGUAGGAAAGAUCUAACUAUCAGCGACAUGACUGGCCAGGCCUUCAGCUUCUUCUUAGGUGGCUUUGAAAGUACGUCGACGUUGAUGUGUUUUGUCGCGCAUGAAAUUGCGGUUAACAAAGAUAUUCAAAAGAGACUGCAGAACGAGAUCGACCAGGUUCUCGAGGACACGAAUGGUGAAUCGCCGUAUGACAUAAUCAACAACAUGGAAUACAUGGACGCUGUGGUGAAUGAGACUCUCAGAAAGUACCCGGUCGCCGUAGCGUUGGAAAGAGUAUGCAAGAAGGAUUUUGAGUUACCGCCGACGUUACCAGGCGUGAAGCCCUACACCGUGAAGAAAGGUCAAGUUAUUUGGAUAUCGGUUUACGGACUCCACCAUGAUCCAAAGUACUUCGAGGAACCCGAAAAAUUCAAUCCCGAAAGGUUUCUUGGCGAACAGAAAAAACAUAUUCACAACACUGGAGCUUAUUUGCCAUUUGGCUUAGGCCCCAGGAUGUGUAUAGGUAACCGAUUCACCCUGCUAGAAACAAAAGUGUUAUUUUUCCACCUGCUGGCACGUUGCGACCUGCUACCUUGCGAGAAGACGGGAAUACCGCUCGAGUUAGCCAAGACUGGUUUCCUUAUGAAAGCCAAAGGAGGUUUUUGGCUGAAGGCGAUGCCGAGGAAAAAACCUCAUCGCACCAUCACAGUUAACAAUCUUAACGGCGCAUAGAACCUGACUGAGAAAUUUUUGUUGAUUAGUCAGAUUCAUAUAUAAGUGUUUUAGGUAACAUUGGAAUUUAUUGCGAAAUAAAAUCCAUCCCAAAUAUAAAUACAUUUUCCUCUAGAGAAAUAUAGCAUCGAAAAAUUAUAAGCAAAAACAUUUGAAAUUUUUAUAAUCAUUACUCAAUGACAAUCAUCUUAUAAACAUUUUUCCUUUUUAAUUUUGUGGUAAAAUAUCUACUUUAAGGAGCUGUUGUUGAAUUUCUGUCUUAUGACAUUCUUUAUUUCCUUAAAUUUUUUUAUGUCCCCUUUCUUUUCAACAAUGUAAAUGAAAUCGAAACUAAAAUUUCAUUUUUUUAAAUUUCAUGGUUCUCAGAUAAAUAAUUGUUGUGGUAGUAUUUGUGGUAGUAAUUGUACGAACAUGACAGAGAUGACUUCUUUCUAUAUGUUAAUAUCCGCCAUAUUCUUGUUAAUUAUAUACUUUGUUUUUUAAUAACCAAACUAUUAACGUGGCUAGUUUUACUAGUCUAGUAGCGUAAGGUCAGAAUGCCAUAUAUAAAAUUUGUAUCUUGAUUAGCAGUUACGAGGUCUGCGCGAGUGGUCUCCACAGUUUCUCCGUCGGCCGUUAAUUAUGGGCCAAUGUUGCUUAAUUUUAUUCACUGACGAUGGAGAAUAUUAAUACAAAAUUUAUAUUCGUUCAAUACUUCGUACACGAUAUAUCGAGAAUAUUAUACAAAAUAUAAAAAGAGAUUAAAAAAUUUACUUUGCUAUUAUAUUAAAUAAAUUAUUUUAUUUUUAACUGGCAUAUUCUGAUUUUAAUGAGAGAAAAAACAUUGAACUAAUAUCUGUAAAAACAGACUUUAUAAUAGAACUAGAGAACAAUCUGUAAUUUUAUGUAUAAUACAUAUUAAAAUAUAUAAAAAUUAUGAAAUGUA
Messenger RNA from Odontomachus brunneus, 2683 nucleotides. RefSeq names its product cytochrome P450 9e2-like. Gene Ontology annotation, molecular function: heme binding; oxidoreductase activity, acting on paired donors, with incorporation or reduction of molecular oxygen; iron ion binding. Bases 196 to 1758 code for a protein of 520 amino acids. The transcript has a single exon. NCBI's taxonomy places the organism in Eukaryota, Metazoa, Arthropoda, Insecta, Hymenoptera, Formicidae. The record is from RefSeq and is a predicted model, not a curated record.